AUGACCAGUGAAAAUAUAAAUUCUGUUUUUCCGACUUUUAAUUUUCACCCAAAACCGACCGAGGCAUCGACCAAAACUGAGGACAUUUUACCCCCUAUUAGUUUAGACCCUAUAAAAAAAUCACCCGUCAGGGGCGGCCUUCCAUCCCUCAUAGACCACACCGACAUUUCACGCAAACGUACAAGCGCGGAGGUCUCACUUGAAAACGGUGCACCUUUGUUCAACCCGCCGACAAAGCCAGAGUUUCCUCUGAGGUUUGGUGACAUCAGCAAAACGAAAAAAAGCGUUUCGAUUGAAAAAGAAAAAAAGAAGCCAAAAAAGGAAAAACCUGAGAGGAAAGUCAAAUUACAGAAGAAAAAAGAGAAAAUUGAACCACUGGAAAAGACUGAAAAAAUCACGAAUGAGAUUGACAACGUGAUUAAAGGAGAUGAGAUUGAGAUAACGCCGGAACAAAAGAACGUAAAUGUGGAAAUAAUACCAGAAAGAAUCAACAAAAGUGGAGUAGUGGAGGAAGAUGACAUCCUUCCCGUGUCAACAAAGCUAAUCAACUUCCUCCCAAGCAGCGUCGACGAGAUGAAAAACCUUGCAUUGAAGAAAAUGAUUGGAGAAAGCGACGGGAUCGUAAUGCACGUCAAGAUAUGCGAAGAAAAUAAUCUUGUAAUUCCCUUGAAUAGAUCGAAGGUCGAGGCAACGUAUGUCGGUGCAGCAAAGGACUAUCAAAAACAAAACAUCGCUGAAAAUUGGAUACAGGAACUUGCAGAACAGAAGAAAAAGUUGGUCGCAGAGUGCGAGUAUGUUAUACCAAAGAGGUUUGAAAGGGGCUAUGUGCCAAUCAAAACGAUCAGUAAGUAUUCGAUGCUCAAAACCCUAUUUGAAGACCGAAACAAAGGUAAGACGGAAAGUACGGAGACCACAGCGAAAAAUUGUUUGGAUCAACAAAAUGGAUUCGAGUUGUGCGAUUCCAUUGCGUUAAAUGGCGAUACAAUUCAGGAUAUGAUGAUGCUACUCAAAAUUAAACCUAUCCCUGAUUUAAAAAUGUGCGACGUGGCCCAAAACACCGAGUGGAGGACUUACCCCAAUCCCAUGGGUAAUGUUCCAAACAUCAACCCUAAGCCAAAUAACUACAACAGUCCAAACCAAAUGGGUGGGAGGGUAUACGUACGGCCUGAGGUCAUCAUGCCGCGUCAAAUACCAAAUUAUCAACCAGAACGAAGUCGGAUAUUCUCGGCGUAUGAGACCGAAACCAUGUACAUGCCUGGGUCAUACAGACCGAGGUUCCCAUACGUACCCAACCAAAUGGGUUUUUCCUCGCCUUAUUAUUGA
Entamoeba invadens IP1 is the source of this 1323-nucleotide messenger RNA. RefSeq lists its product as hypothetical. The transcript has a single exon. The record is from RefSeq and is a predicted model, not a curated record. NCBI's taxonomy places the organism in Eukaryota, Evosea, Mastigamoebida, Endamoebidae. Bases 1 to 1323 code for a protein of 440 amino acids.